AGGUCGUGGAUAGCCCUGAAGUGCAUGAGGUGUCUCUUAAACACCCCAUCUACGGCAAAUUCAUGCGCUCGUUCUACCAGUGCAACUACCAAGAGUUCUUCCAGUCGCUAGCGGAGAUUGAGGGCAUUAUCAAGAAGAACCGAUACACCUACCUGCACUACCAGUACUAUGUGCGUGAGAUGCGCAUCCGAGCAUACAGCCAACUGUUGGAAUCGUAUCGCAGUGUGACCCUUGCUUCUAUCGCCGAGUCCUUCGGUGUCACCGUGGAUUUUAUUGAUAGGGACCUCUCUCGCUUUAUCGCCAGUGGCGCGUUGACCUGCAAGAUCGACAAGGUGGCCGGUAUUGUCGAGACCACACGCCUGCACAAUCAGACACAGUCAUACAACGAAGUGAUCAAGAGUGGUGAUGUACUACUCAACCGAGUGCAGAAACUGGGCCGCGUGAUCAACUUAUAAGUGUACUGCCUGCUGCGCCCGUGGCCUGUGAGGUUAACAGCUAGUUUGGCUGGGGUGUUGAGUGUAGGGGCUUUAGUGGUAUAGUGAGUCGUGGCGUGUAUGAUGAAGUAUCUGUAUUGCAGGGAAUGGCACUGCGGAAUAAAGAAUAGUACGACUUCGGUACCGAACUGAACUUUGACUGAGAC
Molecule: messenger RNA, 640 nt
Organism: Sphaeroforma arctica JP610
Lineage: Eukaryota; Ichthyosporea; Ichthyophonida
Exons: 3
Coding region: 63-455 (130 amino acids)
Biological process (GO): proteasome-mediated ubiquitin-dependent protein catabolic process
Cellular component (GO): proteasome regulatory particle
Source: RefSeq, a predicted model, not a curated record